Sphenostylis stenocarpa is the source of this 1152-nucleotide messenger RNA. The record is from the annotation of a GenBank genome assembly. NCBI's taxonomy places the organism in Eukaryota, Viridiplantae, Streptophyta, Magnoliopsida, Fabales, Fabaceae.
AUGCUGGCAAUGGAGGAGCUGUUGUGUGAGCUCAGAGAUCAUGAAAAGAAUAACGAGCAAGGCCUGCCACCGGGUUUUAGGUUUCACCCCACUGAUGAAGAACUUGUUACCUUUUACUUGGCUUCAAAGGUGUUUAAUGGGAGCUUCACUAGUGUCAAGUUCGCUGAGGUUGACCUCAAUAGAUGUGAGCCUUGGGAACUUCCAGAUGUGGCAAAGAUGGGGGAGAGAGAGUGGUAUCUGUUCAGCUUGAGGGACAGAAAAUACCCAACUGGACUUAGAACAAACAGGGCCACCGGAGCUGGAUACUGGAAAGCCACUGGGAAGGACAAGGAAGUGUUCAGUGCAUCAAGUGGCACCCUACUUGGAAUGAAGAAGACCCUUGUUUUCUACAAAGGUAGGGCCCCUCGUGGAGAAAAGACCAAAUGGGUCAUGCACGAGUACCGUUUGGACGGUGACUUUUCCCUUCCCCACCCUCACCCUCACCCUCAUCCUCAUCACAUCUCCAAGGAGGAGUGGGUGAUAUGCAGGAUAUUUCAUAAAUCCGGGGAAAAGAAGACUCCACUGCUCCAAGUCCAAGGACAUUCAGAUGUUUCUUCCUCCCCAGCAAAAAAUUCUUUACCUCCUCCUUUGCUUGCAAGCCCAACUUCCUUCGCAUUGGAACUAGAAUGUCAAUCCCAAAGCCCGGUUCUCAUUCACCACCACCAAGACCAAAAUCACCUCUCUCACUCUCACCCUUAUCUUUUCCCAGUGCAUGCAUCGCCAGAACUCACCAACGACCAUCAUCCAUCAUUUUCUGACCUAUUCUUCAAGCCCCUCCACCUCUCACAACAAAACUGCAUUCUCAAGGCCAAGGAAAAAACCGUUCCAAAAGUAAUCAAAUCGGAGGAGGCUGCAGCAUUCUAUCAGUACCCAUUACAAGAUGACGCUAGUAACUUGCGGUGGGUGAACAAGUUGAACCAAAAUCAAAGUAAUUUCCAAAACCCUUUUCCUGAUGUUGAGGUGGAUGCUGGGCUGAUGGGAUUCUCAGGAGGUGCAAAUGCUGAAGCUAAGGACAUGUCAAAUUCAACAGCCUUUAAUAGGGUAGGGUUGCAGCAGGUGAUAGAUGCUGCUCAUAUCGGAAUCGAUUCUUGGCAUCUGGCCCAGCAUGUUUAA